This is a messenger RNA of Musa acuminata subsp. malaccensis (wild Malaysian banana), 1912 nucleotides long. The record is from RefSeq and is a predicted model, not a curated record. Lineage: Eukaryota; Viridiplantae; Streptophyta; Magnoliopsida; Zingiberales; Musaceae.
AGAGAGAGCGGCACACACCAUGGACAAGUAUUCCUUUUCUUGUCCUAUCCGCCGUCGUGUAGGCUUGGAAUUGCGGGCUGGUGGCAACCACAUGCAUGCCGCGUUACAAGGAAUCAGAGAGAGAGAGAGAGAUCCUCGUGCUAUCUAUUUACGUCGGUCCUAUAGGUUGUGUCUCAUCCCUGUGAAUGCUCUCGUUGCGGAGAGAAAAGUUGGCGACUUGUCUAAAGGAGAUUAGAAGGAAAGGAAGGAUGUCAGGAGAAGCGAUCUCAAAGGCCUUCGGAUCGAUGCAACCGUGUCUGGACUCCAAUCCUCCUGCGGCAAAGAAGAAGAGGAAUCUUCCGGGAACACCAGAUCCUGAAGCUGAGGUGAUCGCCUUGUCGCCGAAGACGCUCUUGGCCACCAACCGGUUCGUGUGCGAGAUAUGUGGGAAGGGCUUCCAACGCGACCAGAAUCUCCAGCUCCACCGCCGCGGCCACAACCUGCCAUGGAAGCUGAGGCAGAGGAGCAGCAAGGAGCCGAGGAAGCGGGUCUACGUGUGCCCCGAGCCCACCUGCAUCCACCACAACCCUGCGAGGGCGCUCGGGGAUCUGACGGGCAUCAAGAAGCACUUCUGCAGGAAGCACGGCGAGAAGAAGUGGAAGUGCGACAAGUGCUCGAAGCGCUACGCGGUGCAGUCGGACUGGAAGGCGCACUCCAAGACCUGCGGCACCAGGGAGUACCGAUGCGAUUGCGGCACCCUUUUCUCCAGAAGAGACAGCUUCAUCACUCACAGAGCUUUCUGCGAUGCCUUGGCCCAAGAAACCGCGAGAGUUACAGCAGCCUUCAACAACGUGGAGUCUAACAUGCUGCAGCAGUUCCCAAUGUCCCAUAUCAAGCCCAGCGUCGUCCAUGGCGAAGCCGACCAAGAGGUCAAGCAGCGGCUUGCGUUGUGGAUGGGACAUGGAUCUCGGACCAAUGAUCCCUUAGAUAAUAACACUGUCUUCGGUGACAUGCAUCAAGUCGGCCCCGUGAGCGCUGCUGCAACCUUGUAUGGUGAUCUCCUCAACUCGUCCUCCAACCUGCACCAACUGGAUCAAAGCCAGUUGAGUUGGGUUUACAGCGAAAAGCUCCCAUCAUCAUCGAACAUGGGAGCCAUAACAAGUGCCUCGUUACCAGCUACAAGCACAGUGACGGAAGCUGAGACCUCGCAGCCUCUUCUCGGAAGCCUGCCUGCGUUGUUUAGCUCUCAACAGCGUCAUCUGAUAGCAGUAUCGGAUACAUCUGCCACAGCGUUGUUGCAGAAAGCUGCGCAGAUUGGUGUGACUUCCAGUAUCCCAUUCACAGGGAGCUUCGAGUCACCGAAGGGCCAAAAUGCCAACGUCCGCGACAGAUUUGAUGGACUAUUCAGUUCAAGGAGCCAACCAAGCAACCUCGAGAACAUUGUGCCUAAUUUUGCAGUGUCGAACACGUUUGAUGUGUACGCUGCAAGGCACGGAAGCCCGCGGAGGGAUGAUAUUGGAGGCGAGACGAGAGAUUUCUUAGGUGUGGGGGUGCACACACUGUCCCAGCCAUCGAUUAAUGGAUGGAUCUGAUAUGAUCAUGAGCAUAUAUGCACGCGAAUCUGUUCGGGGGAGGGGGUGGGCAGGAAAGAACAAAAGUUAGAGAGGGAAACCCUUGAGAUGUUUCCUGAGGGAGCAUGAAAGGUGGUAAGGUAAUGUGUGCUUUAUGGGAGUUGGAGGAUGUGUGUAGAGAGAAAAAGGUGGUAAAGUAAUGUGAGCUUUAUGGGGAGUUGGAGAUGUGUGUGUAGAGAGAAGCAGUGAUUGUUCGAAGUGGUAGGAGAUCCUUGCAUAUUCUUAUGGACCCUAAAGUCACUCCAUGAGAUGCUGCUGCUUUUGUUUUGGAAAGAAAGUGGGCAACCAGCGCCUCCUUUUUA